UUUUGUUUUGAUGAAAUUUUGCGCGCGCUCGUCUUCCAAAUUUCACCGUUCGUUUCUUCGCGGAUCGCGAGAUGAAUUUUUAUCCGCUGAUUUCUUGCUAGCAAAUUGCAUUUUAUUGUGAGUCGUGUCGAUAGCAGCUGAUAAUCUUAUGAUGAACUAGAACUAGUGCCCAUUGCUCAAGCUGCAGCCAUGGAAGACCCGGUGUUUCGAACCAAGUACCGAAAGUACAAGUUCAUUGUGAAAAACUGGGAGCGGAAGUUUCGCAAGCAGCACGGCCGGAUUCCUUCGAAGCACGACAUUCGGGAUUCCACUGUGGACGUUCGAAAUGCGUACAAAAUGUACUACAAGUUGAAAACUUCGCUUCUGGAGGAUACCCUGCAGGAUGCGCUGCUCGACGAUGACGAUUUCGACAGUUCGUUGAUAUCGCAGAUGGAGGGCACUUUGUCCCAGGAUUGUUCCAUAGGUGCGUUUUCCAAUUUGAGCGAUCUGUCGUCGGCCAAUGUUUCGAUUAGUGCUCUUCUGACGGAUCAGAUCGAUGGUCGGGUAACCGAGUUUGAAGCGGUCGAACAAUCCGAGCAGAAUGCCAACGCGUGGAAUCUACCCCGAAAGAAGGCCGAUGUUCCGGAGAAACAGAAAGAGCAACCGGUGAGCAAACCCAAAGCAAAAGCUCCGACAAAGCUCAUGAUGGAAGCUUCAGCGGUCAUACCUAAGCGAAACCCUCGAAAGUCGCUUUCCAGCUUGCGGUUGUCUCAAUCGGGGUCAUCGUUCAGUUCACCGUCGAUGGCUAGCUGGAAGGAUUCCCUACCCGAUUUGGAAACACUCCUGUAUGAAAGGUCCAAACAAUCUGUUGAAGUAUCACCGUCUCAAGAGCAAUGUUCACAAAAGCAAAGUACGUCCGGCAACGAGAGCCAGGUGGACUCCAAGGGCUUAGUGAACGAGCUGGAUGAACGAUGGCUCACCCGACAGGGCAUGGAUGCCGGGUCUCUGACCCCUGUGAGCAGUGCAAGUGGUCAGGCUAAAAAGUUUGGCCUGAGAAAUAUCAGUGGUAUUUCCGUCUCGGACGUUUCCGCUCCGGUGGACACUUCCAACAGUUUUGGGAUAUCGUCGCUCAGUAUGACCUCGUUUGCAAGUGAAGCGCCAGGAUCAGAGCUGGAACAACCAAAUCAGACUCAACAGGUUGUUAGCGCUCAGAACACUGCGUACGAUCGUGCGGUUCAAUCCGAUUCCGACGGGGUGGUGGAAAACAGCGAGGACGAAGCGACCAGUGCGAAUAGUUCUUUCAACACUUCGGGAGCAAUUCGACACGUGGCCAAGAAGCGUAAGGUUUUCACCAGCGUCAAUUUGAAGGCGGACCCGAAGGUCAAUCAGGCGGUGGUGGUGAUGGCCAACGAUUUGAAGAAAGAUGUACCGACUGAAGUUCCACCGGUAGAAGUGGGUAUUGGGGUGGAGAACAAAGACCCGGAAAUAAAGGUAGACCUUCCCGUAGAAAGUGACGAGCCGAAGACUAAACGCGCACGCAAGAAGGCUCCCGCGAAGGCUAAGGCUAAGAAGACGGUUCAGCCCAAGAAGGUCCCUGUUCGCCGUACAACCCGGGGUCGCAAACCGGUCCAAUACACCCAGCAUGCCGGAAGCGAGGAAGAAACGGGCGAUUUUGAUCCGGAUGAUGAGGACAAAGAUCCGGACUUCAAAGAACAAGCAGAAGAAACGCGUUCAUUGCAUGACGAAGAAGAACAAGAACAUCAAAUGGAACAGACGGUGCCGGAGGAUACGGUAUCGACGGCGAAGCCCGCAAGAAAGACCACCGCAGCGAGGAAGUCCAGAGCGAAACAGCCCGCUGCUCCGGCGGGAGAACGGAAACGGCGUUCCGGCAGCACCAAAAAGAGUCCGUCGGCACCAAGAAUUGGUGGGAAUACGGGGAAAAGAAAGAAGCGAGUGGCCAGGCAGCCGGCCGCCAAGGUUGUUCCUUCGAAGGAGGAGGCCGCUAAGGAAGACGGUUUUGAUGAUUACGUACUGGAAUUUGGCAUUGAAAGCUUGAACAACGCUCCUAGGGUCGACAUCAGAGAGUUGAUCAAGAGUACCCAGGCGGUGGAGAGUUUUAUCCAAGGAGUUCCGGUGAAAGCUGCCAAGAGUAAGAAAUUGGACGAAGAAGAGGUGGUAACUGCGAAGGAAGCGGCCUUUAGGAAGAAAGUCGCUGCAGGGAAGCAAAACGAGAACUUUGUUCGAUUGGACCUCCGGAAGAAGGUCUUUGCCCGUGGCAAGAAGACGAUGAACUUCAGCAAAUAUAAGAAAAACUUGUGGAAAAAGAAGAAAGCUGCGGCUUUGUGUGGUCCAGACAUGGACAUGGGAGGUUGCGAUGGAGGUGUGCUGACUUGCUUCCAGUGCGGUGGGGUUGGCCACAUGGCCAGGCAGUGUAAAGUGAAAGGAGAGCAAUUGCUACCGCUGGAUGUGGAUGCAACUGAGGAAUCGCCGUUUCCAACUUUGGAAGAAGUCGAAAGUAUGGCCAAGGCACAAUCGCUGGCGGUUCAUUCUAACAAAAUCGACAAACUUCCGGCUGUGAACAAUCCUCUGUGGAAGUUAGACGACACGGAAUCCACCCCAGAUCUGGAGCCGGAUAGUGAAUACGAAGAUCUUCCGGAGGAGCCCGCUGCGCCCGCUGAAACAAAACCUAGUUAUAUUGGUCACGUGAUUCCACAGGACUUCUUGAAAAAGUCCGGUAUUCUGGAACUCACCGUCAGCAACAAGGAUAAAAUUGGUCCCCUCUACCAGUUGAAUCCGGAUGGGUCCCUACCGGCAACUCCGAAGGCAGUGUUCGACGCCCUGAAAAUGUUUGGCCACCAGCAGUUCCGCUCUGGACAGGAGCGAGCCGUUAUGCGAGUUCUUUGCGGAAUGUCCACGCUGGUGACCUUGAGCACCGGGUCGGGAAAAUCGUUGUGCUAUCAAUUGCCGGCCUAUCUCUACCGGAAGCACCGGAAGUGUGUCACUCUGGUAAUAUCGCCGUUGGUAUCUUUAAUGGAGGACCAGGUACACGGAGUGCCCGAUUUCCUGAACGCCCAGUGCUUGCACAUGAACCAGUCGCCCAAGGUUCGCGCGAGAACGAUGGAUGCCAUCGCAAACGGUGAGUUGGACGUGCUACUCAUUUCACCGGAAGCGGUCGUGUCCGGCGAGAAGUCGACCGGGUUUGGAUCGUUGUUGCGGCAGCUGCCACCGAUUGCGUUCGCCUGUAUUGAUGAAGCCCAUUGCGUGUCCCAGUGGAGUCACAACUUCCGGCCGAGUUACCUCAUGAUUUGCCGGGUUCUCAAAGAAAAGCUUGGAGUGCAAACAAUUCUAGGCCUAACGGCUACGGCAACCGUUCAAACUAGACUCAGCAUCGUCGAGCAUUUGGCCGUACCGGACGGAACCAACGGCAUCAUCAGUGAUAUACCCCUCCCGGACAACCUGAUCCUAACGGUUUCGAAAGACGCCAACCGGGAUUCAGCUCUGCUGAAUUUGCUGCAGUCCAAUCGGUUCGCAGAGCUUCAUUCAAUCAUCAUCUACUGUACUAGGCGGGACGAGUGCGAACGGAUUGCAUCGUUCCUGCGGACUUGUUUCCAGGAUGCGCAGCGAGCAGCAGAAGCCAAAGCGGCCGCAUCGGCAACGGCAUCCCGGAAAAGAAAGAAGCUGAACUACACGGCUGAACCGUACCACGCCGGGUUGUCCUCGGCCCGGAGACGAACCAUCCAGAAUGCGUUCAUGAGCGGAGAGUUGCGGAUUGUGGUGGCCACCAUCGCUUUCGGAAUGGGCAUCAACAAGGCGGACAUUCGGGCCAUCAUUCACUACAACAUGCCGAGGAACUUCGAAAGUUACGUGCAGGAAGUGGGUCGUGCCGGUCGCGAUGGAGGUGCUUCGCACUGUCACGUGUUCCUGGAUAACCGCGGCAAGGACCGGAACGAGCUCCGGCGACACAUCUAUGCCAAUUCGAUCGACCGGCAUGUGAUCCGGAAGCUGUUGCAGAAGAUCUUCGUACCGUGCGCUUGCGUGAGGAACUUCAAGGAUGAGAAGUUUUCCGAAGAACACAGAAAACAAAUUGAAGCACUGAAAGACAUCAGCUGGACUGAUGAUUUCGAGGAAACAACCCAAGCAAAUCCCAGCAACAACGCAGCGUCACCGGUUAAGAGCAAAAGGGUCUGUCCAGGCCAUGAAGCAUGCUUUUCCAUAGAAUCGACCGUCCAACAGUUGGACAUCCCGGAGGAGAACAUCGAAACACUGCUGUGCUAUUUGGAACUGCACGAACAGCGCUACAUACAUGUGCUGAGUAAAGCGUACGUGAUGUGCAAGGUGAUGUCCUAUGCGGGACCGAAAGCGCUCAGGAAUGCUGCCAAGAAUUGUCCACCUUUGGCGAUGGCAAUUGCUCUGGAGUUGAAAAAGGGUAACGCCGAAGCCAGCUCCACUUUCAUCGAGUUUCCGGUGAUUGAUGUUGCUUCCGCUAUCGGUUGGGACAGUGGGGUGGUCAAGUUUCAGCUGAAGAAUCUCGAGUGGACGAUCGAAAACAACACCCGGACACGAACCCCCAUUAGCGUAAGUUUUUCGGAUCUGGGCUUCCGGAUCAGAGCUCCCGGUGAUCUCACCGACGACGAGUUGGACAAAACGCUGGAUACGUUGUACGCACGGGUAUCCGGUCAGGAGAGGGCUCAACUGGUUCAGCUCCAGUGCAUAUCGAAUGCGCUCUCAUCGGUUGCGUUUCAAACGUAUCUUCCCAUCAGUGGGGCGGAGUGUCCCGAGGGACCGUCAGGAAAGCUAAAAACCAUCGUUCGCCAGUACUUCCAAACGGACAUUAGCAACGAGGAAGUCGAACUGAUGCCAGAGCUGGACGACAUACCGGAUGCCCAGCUGCUGAACGACAUCCGGACGUUGAUCCAUCGCUAUCCGCAGAACAACUUCAGCGGCCGAGCGGUGGCGCGCAUUUUCCACGGUGUCCAAAGUCCCAACUAUCCGGCCGUCAUCUGGUUCCGGUGCCAGUUUUGGCGAGCCCACACCUGUGUCGACUUCAACCGGAUCGUGCGCAUGGCCAAUGCGGAACUUGUGCGCAUGCAAACGUGAGCAUGUGGUGGGCGCCAACGUCGAAGUGUGAGCGUGUGUGAUUUGUUAUCGUGAAUUGUGAUUUAUUGUUUUACUCUGACUACUAUACGUUUGGAUUAGCUUCCGGCGGAUACCUAAAUAGAAAUAUGAACAGCUUAGUCUGUGACGAAGCUUUAGUUAUAACCGUUUAUUAAACCUUACACCAUUAGACUGCUUGUUUUCGUUCUAGGUCAAUUAGAAAAUUUCAUGGCGCUAAUAAUCAAGAACAUUAA
Aedes albopictus (Asian tiger mosquito) is the source of this 5327-nucleotide messenger RNA. RefSeq names its product ATP-dependent DNA helicase Q4. NCBI's taxonomy places the organism in Eukaryota, Metazoa, Arthropoda, Insecta, Diptera, Culicidae. Gene Ontology annotation, biological process: double-strand break repair via homologous recombination; DNA replication. Gene Ontology annotation, cellular component: nucleus; cytoplasm; chromosome. The coding region runs from base 190 to 5076 and encodes 1628 amino acids. The transcript is spliced from 9 exons. The record is from RefSeq and is a predicted model, not a curated record. Gene Ontology annotation, molecular function: ATP binding; 3'-5' DNA helicase activity; four-way junction helicase activity.